Messenger RNA from Blastomyces dermatitidis ER-3, 3461 nucleotides. RefSeq lists its product as uncharacterized. Gene Ontology annotation, biological process: lipid metabolic process. The coding region runs from base 382 to 2040 and encodes 552 amino acids. NCBI's taxonomy places the organism in Eukaryota, Fungi, Ascomycota, Eurotiomycetes, Onygenales, Ajellomycetaceae. The record is from RefSeq and is a predicted model, not a curated record. The transcript has 3 exons.
GCGUGAUUAUAUAAAUCUUUGCUCAUCACUAAGAUGAAGAAGUUGAAGCUAUCAAUAUGUCAACAAUGGCCAGCUGAUAAUCUGUUUUGACACUGUAAAUUUUCGGUGCAACUACUCCAAUACUGAGUCGGGGCAAGCGAACCAAUAAAUAGAGCGGCUUUUUUCUUUCGUUUUUCGGUGACCCUACUGCCUAAAUAAUUGGCCUCUGUCGAAACAUGACCAUGAUUGGAGCUAUUUAGCGAAGCCCUGUUCAGCUCGUGGAAGCUUUUGCCAACAACCGCUACUUUUACAUCCCUCUUCCUAACGGUAGUCGGAUACGAAACCAAAGGAACUACGAAUUCCUUCACGCCAGCCUACCUAGUCUACACAUAACAAUGAAACAUGGGUGAAAUUGUUAUUCCGCCAUCGUACCUCGUUGCGGUUCGGCAACUUCAGAACAAGUAUGAUGAAGCCAUUGCUGCUGGGCGGAUCCGGCCGGUUCUCUUCCCCCAUAGCUUUGCACCCUUGAUCAUUCUUGUUCUCUCACUCCUUGUGAAAACCCCCCGGAAUGGGCAUUUUACAAUCAUCAAAUACCUGUCGUUUGGCUCUGUGAUUUGUUCAGGAUUAUUGAACAUCAUCCAAUCCCGAAUGUACCUUGGAGGGAAUGGAUGUGUUGUCGGAAUCGCUUCCUUCUGGUAUAUAAUGUUGAGUGCGUCAUUGCUAGUUUUAAACGAUCCUCAAGGACGUUUCAAACGCAUUGAACGAACGACAAUAUUUUCACACAAUAGAGAAAACUGCUCCAGUUGUUCUGAGAAUCACGUUUUAGCGACCAUAUCCAACAGAUCUCUUGAAGAUAAAGAAAUUGGAAACACAAAAUUCCGAUUGUCACGAACUACAAAGAAGGCCCUGCAACCGGGAAUCAAGUGCAACCAUCGCCCUGAUGCAGGCAGCGAGAUGUAUAUUUUGCGGUGGCAAGCGUAUCCAAACACAUUUCCUCAUCGUUUGGUAUGGGUCUGGGACCUUAUUGUCAAUAUGCGGGGCCCUGGCUGGAAUUGGCGUAUUUCUACAAUUCCCCUGUUACCAAAAUCAGUUUCUUCUCACCUCGAUCCGCUUUCACGUGGAGUUAGGAAGCCCGAAAUUAUGAACUUGAGUAAUACCAAAUCCGCCGCCAAGUCCGCACUAUUCCAGAUGACAUGGAGUUAUCUUGGCCUAGACGCUCUAAAAGUCAUCAUGAUGCUCGAUCCCUAUUUCUGGGGCGUUGUUUCUUCCCCACCCCCAUUUCCUCUUGACUCCUUCGGCACGUUCGGAAAUAUUACUACCCAAGCCUAUCGACUUCUCCUCUCAGUGAUGGGCGUUAUAUGUGCAGUAGAAUGUACGGCUUGGGCUAUUUCUCUACUUUCUCUUAGCAUUUCAUUAUGGGUCCCUUUCGCUCGCACAUGGACAUCCAUUCCAAUUGAAGCCCCAUGGUUAUAUCCAAAAAUAUUCGGACCUUGCUUUUCCUCGCUUCUAGAUCACGGGCUCAUCGGCUUCUGGAGCAAGUGGUGGCACCAGGUUUUCCGCUUCAACUUCCUCCAGCCCAGCAAUUGGAUCUACGCGCAUCUUCCACAGCGACUCCAAAAGCCAUUCGUAAGACAAUCUCUCCAGCUUUACAUUGCGUUUGGUCUAAGUGGCCUAUUGCACGCCGCCGGCAGCUACACGCAACUCGCCCCAACAAAACCUUUCCCCAACCUUUUCUUGUUUUUCUUCCUUCAAGCCCCGGCAAUCAUGUUUCAGGACUUCGUUGCCAAGAAUAUCGUUACCCUUCUCCCGUUUAACCCUCCGCGUUGGCUCCGUCGAUCGACAAAUUUCAUCUUCGUUGUGACAUGGGCGUUUCUAAUUGGACCCUUGGGUGCGGAUGAUUUCGCAAAAGGCGGAAUAUGGUUGGUUGAGCCGGUUCCACUCAGCCCCAUUCGUGGUUUGGGGUUUGGUGCGGAGGGUCAAGGCUGGUGGUGCUGGAAAGGGCAGGCCUUUAAGCAAUGGAGAGGCGAGAAGUGGUGGGAUGUUGGGAUACGGAUUAUGUGAAAUCCAAGUUGAAUGUGUCAAUAGACCUACAAGCUCGCUGUGGAUAUACAUUUUCCAGACAUGCGCAACUUAUAUUGGCCAGUUUCAAAUACUCUCAUGAUAUGAAUGGAAAGGGGAGAGGUGGCCCCUUUCCGUGGCGUGACUGAAUUUUCCUCAAUUAAGCUUUCGACCUCUCGAUAGAAAAGGCGGAGGAAUUCUUUUUCGGUAUCCCGAGCAUGCUUUUCAAAUAUUUUUUUGGCUACUUAAGUCUCCUGGGGGAAACUCGCAGAUAGGGUUGAAGAACCAUCCCAAGUAUGCUAUUUUUCUCCAGUUGCCCCUAAUUCCACCCUAUUUCAAGAUUUUUAUAGAUUAGACAAUACAUGACUUAUAAUUAGAUAAAAUGACGUUGUUCGAUCGAGAGAUGCUGUGCGAUUUCCAAGUUUGAUCAAAUACCUGGUGCUGGUUUAUCGAAGUCCGUGGUCCUUUCUGUUGUGGGAACAGCAGGUAUUUGUCCCGUAAGAGUCGUCGCCGAGGAAUUGAAGGAUUGCAUCGUUUCAACACGUAUUCUUUUAGUCUGUGAAGUCAUCAGAUUAUGAGAUGCCGCUGGUGGAAGUGCUUGCUCAUCAGUCAUUUGAAUAUCAUCCAAAGCUCGUUUGUUUAUUGGCCGAAUUCGUCUUCUUCAUUCGCCAGUUCCCAUUCGCUUGAUUGAGAGACUCCUAUUAGGACGGGCAUCCUUGGCCGUAGAAGUGAUUCAACUCCAGGCGUUUCUGGGUAACAUCGAGCAAGAAAUGGGAUAAUGCUCGGGGUAUUGCAACGACUAGACGUUGCUGGGACGGGGUUGAGGACGCUGGCCAUCAUGAUAGAUUUGCUCCUUGUUAUGAUCGCCGUUCGGUCAAUUUCGGUCCGGAGAUACGGUGGUGUGUGUUCCGUCGGAAGGGCUGUGAGGAGGCUUGUAAGAAGAUCCUCAGCCGCACCUUUUAACCCAGGGAAAGAAUGUUCCGCGUCAAUGGUGGCUUUUGGGUUUAGAUUCAGGAAAGAGUCUACAUUGCUUGUCGACGGGUUUGGCUUCGCGGCAGACUUGGCACUAAGGUGCUGAUUAACGCCAACAGCCUUGUUUUCUGAGGAAGGCAGGAGGUCCUGGCACGCGGAUCUGAUGAUUGAUGCCAAGGAUGUUACACCAGGUCUUGUGAUGGACGGCCCAAUGAUAGGCAUGACAGUCUUUAUUAUUUGGUAAACGCCAAUCCGUAUGUUGACAUUGCCGCUUUCAGCUUCAAACGUCCAAAGAGUUUGAUCAAGACAGCUUUGUGCAAUUGAGAUACUCCCUAGACCAAAUCUUUCGACGACAGCGCGCAGCAGAUCUAGGGUCGCAACGUGAAGUUUGGGUAACUCAGCCCAAAGGCACUCCCGUUCCUCCCGGCCAACUUCGAGAUUUAAUUCUGUCC